UAGCGAAGCCUUUUCCUUCCUCACCAGGUUCACUGACUCUACUGAAAUGGGAAGGAGGCGUGUUUUGCUGAUCUGUUAAAUUCUUAGUGAAGUUUUCGUGAUUUCCAGUGGCUGCUGUUGUUUGAGUUUGGUUUGGAGCAAACCUAAGGUAGCCGUGACAUUUCUGGGAUGGAAUCCAGAUGAGGAAGAAGACAUAGAAAGAGAAGGAAAAAGAAGAGAAAAAAGGUGGGGAGAAAUAAAGGGAGGAGAGACCGAAGGGAAAGGGAGAAAUUGUCUCUUUUUUUCACAUUCACAUUCCUCUGUUUUCCCUCAGCCUGGAAAACAUAUUAAUCCCAGUGCUUUUACGCCCGGAAACAAAGGGACUCAGCCAGACUUCAGGGAAAGGGUGAUAAGAAAGAUCUUGGAACUCCUCAGAGGGGAAGAUUCAGAAAUCUCUAGGAAUUCAUUUUAAGGAAAAUCCCUGUGGCAGCAAAGGACCAACACACACAGACACGGGAGAAACUGCAGACAAAUGGAGAUACGAACAGUCCCAAGGACAGCAACUUUCACCUCAUCCCACUGGACCAGAAGGUAAAAAGACGCAGCCAGAAAGAAAAGAAAUCAGCUCAGGCUGGGCUCCCUGGAGCUGCUUCACAAACACGAGCUGCAGCACAGCCCUUUUGUAUUGCUCACCCUCCACAAGGAGACAGAGGGCUGGAAGGAGCCGACUUCAUCUAGGAAACUGUCCUCGGGACCAGCCUCCAAGUUUCCUUGGAAAGCCUCUGCACUCCAUCUCCAUGAACCACAAUUGGAUAACACAAUGAUGUGGAAAAUGGGACCCCGUUUCACCAUGCUGUUUGUCAUGUGGCUGGUGUGUGGCUCAGAAUCUCAUUCCCCUGCCUUGGAUAGCGACAGCCACACAGGGCGGAAAGUACCUCUGGCUUCUCCAAUCAGCAGUAGGUCAGCUCGGUAUCUGAGGCAUGCUGGGCAGUCUCGUGGAACGGAGAAAUCAGCUCAGGAAGAACCAAAUCCUCAGCCUCUACAGAGGAGGAAGCGCAUACCUGUGUUGAGAUUAGCAUCCCCGACAGCGAGGCCAGCCUCCUCAGGUAUCAAUGGAGUCCCAGUCAGACCUGAGUCCAGACUGAUAGCUAGGAGUUCUCCGCGUGAGAUGGUCCGAGAUGAGGGGUCCUCGGCUCGGUCAAGAAUGUUGCGUUUCCCCUCUGGGUCCGGCUCUCCCAAUAUCCUGGCCAGCUUUGCAGGAAAGAACAGGGUGUGGGUCAUCUCAGCCCCGCAUGCCUCAGAAGGCUACUACCGCCUCAUGAUGAGCCUCCUGAAGGACGAUGUGUAUUGUGAGCUGGCCGAAAGGCACAUCCAACAGAUCGUGCUGUUCCACCAGGCAGGAGAGGAAGGGGGCAAGGUACGGAGGAUCACCAGUGAGGGCCAGAUCCUGGAGCAGCCUCUGGACCCCAGUCUCAUCCCAAAGCUGAUGAGCUUCCUGAAAUUGGAGAAGGGCAAGUUUAGUAUGGUGCUGUUAAAGAAGACUCUGCAGGUGGAAGAGCGCUAUCCUUACCCAGUCAGGCUGGAAGCCAUGUAUGAGGUCAUUGACCAGGGCCCCAUCCGCAGGAUCGAGAAGAUCAGGCAGAAGGGUUUUGUCCAAAAGUGUAAGGCCUCGGGCUUAGAGGGUCAUGUGGUCCAGGAAGGGAACAAUGGCGGCGGAGGAGCAGGGAGCACAGGCCUGGGCAGUGAGAAGAGGAAGGAGGACGCAAGGAGAGCACAAGUCCACCCCACCAGAGAGCCUCAGAGAAAGCUGGCCACCACCAAGGCAGCCACUCCCCAGCCUCCCCCAACUGCGAGACCCACCACCCUUCCUCCUGCUCCAGUCACGACAGCCACUCGGGCCACCUCCCGGGUGGUGACAGUAGCUGCAAGAUCAACAACCACGACGGCCUAUCCUACCCAGAGGCCCUGGACAUCCCGGCUGAAUCCCUUCUCAGUCUCCCACAGACCUUCUGCAACAGCGGAGGUGACCACUGCCAGGGGCCCGUCGGCCUCAGAGCAUCUCUACCCUCGGAAGGAGCAACAGAGAGAGAAGCCACAGGCCACUAGGAGGCCCAGCAAAGCCACCAACUAUGGGAGUAUCACCACCAUGCCACCUACCACCCUCUGGGAGGCUAGCACAAGAGCUGUGGGCACCAGCCGUUUCCGCGACAACCGGACAGACAGACGAGAACAUGGCCCUCAGGACCCAAAUGUGGUGCCAGGUCCUCACAAGCCAGCCAAGGGGAAGCUGCCCAAAAAGAAGGACAAAAUUCUCAGCAAUGAGUAUGAAGCUAAGUACGACCUCGGCCGGCCCACCACCUCUCUCGGGGAGGAGGAGCUGCAGGUGGAAAACAUUCCCUCCCAGAAUGCCAAGGAGUCGAAAAAGCAUGAAAAGCUCGAGAAACCUGAGAAGGAGAAGAAAAAAAAAGGAAAGAGUGUGAAACCAGACAAGCUACUUAAGAGUGAAAAGCAGAUGAAGAAAGCUGAGAAAAAGAGCAAGCAGGAGAAAGAAAAGAAUAAGAAGAAAAAGGGCAAGACAGAGCAGGAUGGCCAUCAGAAACCCACGGCCAAGCAUCUCACUCCAAGCCCCAAGAAGUCAGUGACAGACCUGCUGGGAUCUUUCGAAGGCAAACGAAGACUCCUCCUGAUCACCACGCCCAAGGCUGAGAACAGCAUGUACGUGCAGCAGCGGGAUGAGUAUCUGGAGAGCUUCUGCAAGAUGGCCACCAGGAGGAUCUCUGUAGUCACCAUCUUUGGUCCUGUCAACAACAGCACCAUGAAAAUUGACCACUUCCAGCUAGAUAAUGAGAAACCCAUGCGUGUGGUGGAUGAUGAGGACUUGGUAGACCAACAUCUCAUUGGCGAGCUGAGGAAAGAAUAUGGAAUGACCUAUAAUGACUUCUUCAUGGUGCUAACAGAUGUGGAUUUAAGAGUCAAGCAAUACUACGAAGUGCCAAUAGCAAUGAAAUCGGUGUUUGAUCUGAUUGAUACUUUCCAAUCCCGAAUCAAAGACAUGGAGAAGCAGAAGAAGGAGGGCAUUUCAUGCAAGGAGGACAAGAAGCAGUCCCUGGAGAAUUUUCUAUCCAGGUUCCGAUGGAGGAGGAGGUUGCUAGUGAUCUCUGCCCCUAAUGAUGAAGACUGGGCCUACUCACAACAGCUCUCUGCCCUUAGCGGUCAGGCAUGCAACUUUGGUCUGCGUCAUAUUACCAUUCUGAAGCUUCUGGGUGUUGGAGAGGAAGUUGGAGGAGUUUUAGAACUGUUCCCUAUUAAUGGGAGCUCCACAGUUGAGAGGGAAGAUGUACCAGCCCACUUGGUCAAAGACAUUCGCAACUAUUUUCAAGUGAGCCCAGAGUACUUCUCCAUGCUUCUAGUUGGAAAAGAUGGAAAUGUUAAAUCUUGGUAUCCUUCUCCUAUGUGGUCGAUGGUCAUCGUGUAUGACUUAAUUGAUUCCAUGCAACUUCGGAGACAGGAAAUGGCCAUUCAGCAGUCACUGGGGAUGCGCUGCCCAGAAGAUGAGUAUGCAGGAUAUGGCUACCAUAGUUACCACCAAGGAUACCAGGAUGGCUACCAGGAUGACUACCGUCAUCAUGAAAGUUACCACCAUGGCUACCCUUACUGAACAGAAAUAUGUAACCCUAUUCCCUUCCAGUUUCCCCUUCAUCUGCCAAAGCUGUGUGUGGCUAGCUACAUAAGGAAACUCCUCCAUACUUUGCACUCCCUGCCUUUUUCUUCCAGUGUUCUUCCAAGAUUAAAGAACUAGUAAGCUUUCCCUUAUUCAUGAGUUGUUAUUAAGACAUUUAAAAGAACUCUCUAACUUGAGAGAGAAAAAUCUGGUGCUAAAUAAUUUGUACUAAAAAAAAAAGGCAGUAUCUCUCUUUUUUAUAAAAUAAGUAUUAUUUGAUAUGAAAAUGUCUAUAAAGUGUUUACACAUAUUUUCCUCAUUUUAAUAUGACUUUGUAACUGAAAACUAUGUUAAAGAAAAUUAAAAAUCAUAGUACAAAUGUUUUCAUGAAAUGUCUGGAUAGACACAGAAGACAACAAAUGGCUUAUUUUUUUUUUUUUUUUGAGACAGGGACUGUCUGUAUAGCUCUGACUGAUCUAGAACUCAUAUGUAGAUCAGGUUGGUCUUAAUCUCACAAGAUCGACCCACUUCUUCCGCCCGAAUGCUGGGAUUAAAGGAAUGAGUAACCAUGUCUGGCUACAGAUGGCUUUUUAACACAUGAAAUGUCAGCCUAAAAAUAUUUACAACAGUUCUAUGCCACAUGAGGCUCUUUUAUCAAACCCGGUGACCCCUGAAUAGUGAUAUUGGUCAUCAACAAUAAACCAAUGUUGUUAUAAAAAGGCAA
Molecule: messenger RNA, 4364 nt
Organism: Meriones unguiculatus (Mongolian gerbil)
Lineage: Eukaryota; Metazoa; Chordata; Mammalia; Rodentia; Muridae
Gene: Ccdc80
Product: coiled-coil domain containing 80
Exons: 8
Coding region: 800-3637 (945 amino acids)
Source: RefSeq, a predicted model, not a curated record